This is a messenger RNA of Galleria mellonella (greater wax moth), 6812 nucleotides long. RefSeq lists its product as uncharacterized. Bases 52 to 1314 code for a protein of 420 amino acids. The record is from RefSeq and is a predicted model, not a curated record. The transcript is spliced from 2 exons. NCBI's taxonomy places the organism in Eukaryota, Metazoa, Arthropoda, Insecta, Lepidoptera, Pyralidae.
AGGGUAGUUUCAAAGUAGUUUCUUUAGAAGAAUAACGAAUUACGCCGUAAGAUGUCAGGAUUGUGUUUCGAAGGUGAAAUUGACAGUUUUUCUAUACGUCAGCAGGAAUUUCUGCGUAAAGUACUUCAAAAUCGUGGAUAUACUGAUAAUAAAGUGAUUAUAGAAACAGUAGGCAAAGCAGGUGACAAUUUCAUAGCUAAUGUAAAGAGAAUUAUUGUAGAGGAUAAAGGUGGAAGUACAUUCAAGAUGAUUGCAAAAGUAGCUCCAACCAACGAAAACGUACGCGUGCAAGUUCAAACACAGUUGCUUUUCAAUCAUGAAGGCAUAAUGUACACAGAAGUUCUUCCAAAAUUAUUGGAUCUACAGAAAUCGGCAGGCGUUCCAGCAGAAGACUGGCUAAAAUUUGCUGAAUGUUAUGGAGUAAUGUUAGACGCACCUGAUGAAAUUAUUUUUCUAGAAGACUUACAAGAUUUAAAUUUUGUAAUGCUUAGUAGAUUCAAGUCUCUUUCAAAUGAAUGCAUAAAGAUAAAUCUUAGAAAUUUCGCAAUUCUUCACUCUUUAUCAAUGGUAUUAAAGAAUCAGCAACCAGAUGUAUUCGAAGAUUUUAAUAGCAAACUUCCCGAUCAUUUCGCUGUUUUUGGCAACACACCAGAAUAUAAACAGUAUAUAUUAGGCAUAGAAAAAGAUACAAUUGAAAUAUUAGACGGAAGUAAAUAUAAGAAUGCUAUCCGUGGGACGAUAUCUCAAGUACCGGAAGUGUUUGCUAAGGUUUCAAAAAAUGAAACUAAACUAAAAUAUUCGGUUGUAAUACAUGGCGACGGAUGGACCAAUAACAUAAUGUAUAAAUUAAGGGAAGAGGUUUCAGUUCAAGCCAUAAUGAUCGAUUACCAAUUGGCAAAAGUAUCUAAUCCGGUAUGUGAUAUCCUUUACAUGAUAUUCAAUUGCACUGAUUAUGAAACUAGACGUGUCCAUUAUCAUGAUUGGAUCGCUUACUACCAUUUGCAACUGGAGAAGUCUUUAGCUCACUUCGGUUUAAAAGUAGAAUAUAUAUUUUCAAGAGAUCAACUAGAUGCCGACUUGAAGAGAUAUUCGAAAUUAUUCUUAGGUAUUACCACAUUGAUGAGUACAAUUUUGAUAAGAAAAUCCGAAGACGCUGCGAAGCUAAAAGAUGCAAUGCAAACGGAACUUGACGGGAUGGAAGAGGCAAUGGCAAAGAUGCAUAUAUCAAAAUUGGAUCGAGAAUCCAUUUUGAUAUUCAAAACAAGAAUAGAAGGAUUUGUAAAUACCUAUCGUGAACUUGGUUAUAUAGCUUGAAUUUGAAUCUUGUAAUAACUUUAUACUUUAUACAUGAUACUUAAUAUAUAAAAAUCUCGAGUCAUGAUAUUUGUUCUCCCCGUCGUCAUCGAAACUGCUUAACUGAUUUUAUUAAAAUUUUGUGAAUGUGUAUUAUUUUUCUAGAUAUUUCGAUAGGAUCUAUAGCUUUAUCCUAAUAACUGGUUUUCAAUAUUUUUACGGGACAAAAUAACGUUUAUCCGUUUAUCUAGUAUUUUCAACCGACUUCAAAAAGAAGGAACUUCUCAAUUCGGUUGUACAUUUUUUCAUGUUUAUUAUUUCAUAACUCCGUUAAGUGUAAACAGAUUUGGAAUUUUUUUUUUUAUUUAAAUGGCUAUGUUUAUAGAUGGGUAUCCUAGAUAUUUAAUCAAAAUCGGUAUAGGAGUUUAGUUUUUUUUAAUCAAAAUAACUGGUAUUGCUACAAUUGAAGUAGUUUUUUGUGGAAUACAUUUUAUUACACAAAUAAGUACUAGUACUGAAUAUCAAUAUAAUAACUCCUCAAAACAAUAAAAAUAAAAUAAUUAUCCAGUAAGUUUUUGGAAACUAAUUACUCAACAGUCAAUGCGUCACAAUGUUACUUAUUUCACAAAUACUUCAACGAUUACAUAAAAUGUCGUUAACUAAACAAAGAAUGACCACAUUUCCUGUUUUUUAAUCUCCCUACCGUUGUUUCUAGAUAACUUAUGUUUAGCGAGGUCAGAUAAUCAGGUUAGGUAUGUAUAUCUAAAUCAUUUAUGUGGUAUAGCUAUGGAGCAUACACUUAUGGUUUUUUUUAAUACAUGAUAAUGGAAUAGUAUCCCUGCCUGCGCUAAGUGAGAAUGAAAAGGCAGGCCAGUUAGCUCAUCGUGAUGGAUACACCUGGAACCACGUGGAGGUCGACCUGACAGGGUAUAUUUCCAGCAAUAGGAUUGGUAGUCCGUAUUACUAACAAUUCCUAUCCUCCCCCUACACUAUUGGUUUUAUUUUUUGGUGGAUGAAAAUGGAAUGGUAACCCCGCCUGCGCUAACGGGAUACGCUGGCGGAACACCAGUGAAGGGUGAUCGAUGAGAAUGAAAAGAGGCUAGUUAGCCCAUCAUGAUGAAUUCACCAGGAAUUAACAAUGAUAGUUUCCAGGGGGAACCGCGAGGAGGUCGAUGGGUUGGGUAGGCUGGUUGGGUAUAUUGCUAGCAAUGGGAUUCUCAGUCUCCAUUACUAACAAUCCCUUUCCCCCCACACUAAUGGUUGCACUCAUUAGUUUGUGUCGAUUAACGAAUGCAAUUUUUAAAUUUUAUUAUCAGGUGCAUUUAUGACAUAAUAAAUCUUAGAUUAGAUAUUAAUAAAUCUUAGUUUUAUUAGUAUUUUAUUCUACGCCAUAUAUUAUUAAGUAAUCCAAUUAAACUAAAAAGAGAGAACACGUAAGAGGCUUUAUCACUUUUUUAUUUAUAAUACCAUAUACCAUACAUAGAAUUUUUACUAAACUAAUAAACGUGAAAGGAAGUUUGUUUAUUUGUUACUUCCUUGGCACUUUAUCAGCUUAACCUAUCGCCAUGUGGACUAUUCGGGAUACAUUGUAAUGUAAUGUUUGUAAUAUUUAAAUUAAAAAGGAUUUAACCUAUUUAAUGAAUUCUUUCAUUUAUAGAAAGCUGCAUUAUCAGCAAAUAACAUGGAUUGUAUUUUAUUAAACAAAAAGUUGUGUAAAAUCGUGGCGGCUUAUUUAUUUAUUUAUUUAAGGAACACCAACAGCAUAUUGCAUUAUAACAUAUAGGUAUAACAACAUUAAAUACAAUACAAUAUUAAUGCACAUGCCUAUUAUAGGUAUUCACAGCAUUCACUUUAACAUAAUUAUACAGUGUAAGAAAUUUAAGUAAAUAACAAAAAUAAACAUGUAAUCUAAGUUAGUGAGCAAUAUCAGAAAAUAAGAUUAUGAGUGAAUUAAAUUAAAAAAAAUAUUAAAAAAAUAUAUAUUAUGACGAUUAGAGUUAAUUUUCAUAAGAUUGUUGUUGCGGCUUGCUAGAAAUAUAUAUUUUAAUGGUGUAUUUUGCUUUAAUUUCAAAUUACUAAUUUCUUUUUCGAACAAAAUAUUGAUACUACAUUGUUUAACAAUCAUUGUUCACUACUUGACGGAACUAAUAUAUUGUCAUUUACCACUUUCAGCCUUGUCAGCUUCCGUUCGCAAAACAACCUCUCACUUCACUAUAUAACCUUUGUUUAGUUUCGCAACUCGAUUGUUUGAGGUAACUAUGCUUCAAUAGGAAAGGCAUGCCAUAGAUUUCUUUAUACCAUAGAUUGGUCGCCUAAGAAAUUAAUAUCUUCUAGUUAAGACUAAAAAGUACUUAAGCUACUGUAUUUAUUCCCGCUGCUCUACUAGUAUUUCGUUAUUCUAUGACAACUUAUUAUUACAUUGCUGGAAAUGUCUUUCCCCAUAAUUGUUUGAGUACGUUUUUUCGUUUUUUUUUUUGGAAUGCAGUAAACCCCGUCUGCGCUAUCAGUAUACGGUGACAGGGCAACAUUGAGAGAUAGUGCGGAUGCAGCCAGCCCAGUUGGCCCAUCGUGAUGGAUUCCACGAGAAUUAACCAUAAAUGGUUUCAGAGGGAAUCUAGUGGAAAUAGAUCUAACACGGUAUUUUGCUUGUAAGGGGGAUUAAAAAUGAGGAUAUUAGCAAAAUUUUACUAUGCUUAUCGGUGUAAUGUAAUCAGGUAUUUUUUCUUUAGUGCUGAUACAAUGUGCUGACAGCUUGUGAUUGACAAGAAGUUUUGUAUUUUUGCUAAGUCAACAGAUAGACAAUAAUGCUCCCCCCAUCAAAACAUCUAUAAUGGAGAGAGAUAUAAUGGGAUUUAUAUGAUAUGGUUUCAUUUCAGUGACAAAGAUUUAUUUUAAGGAGCAGACAAACAAAGAGAUAAAAUUUCUAAAAAUAAUUAUUUUGGUUUCUAUUACUACUGUUAACACUCUCGUCCAUUUACUGUUAUAUUAGAAAUAAGAAUUUUCAACCAGUAGGGUUCACCUCGUCGUGUGGUCACGGCAUAGAAUUGGCCAAGCCUUUCUAUAACGUGGGUGUCGUAAGAGGUGACUAAAUUAAUUUAAUGGUCGAGGUAUGAGCUUCAGCGGCUUCUUAAAAUAUCACCUAAGCCUAACUGCGGUUGCCAACCUGGCUGCCGAGCAUAGCAACUAUUGGCAAAACCCUCUAAUAGGAGGAGGUAUAUGUUCAGCAGAGAACAGUUAACGGAUGAUAUGACAAUGAUUAUGAACAAUUUAGUUACGAUUAAAGUUACUGUAUAUGUCGACAUUUGAGUCCGUGUUUUAAAUUGAAAAUUUGAGUAUAAUGUAUCCAUAUAAAUCAUUACUAGAUUAUAUAGAACUUUACUAGAAUAUACAAAUUAACUGAUCGAAAUAAAAAAUCUGUUAGUGUUAUAAAGGAAACAAAACAGAGGGCGGUUAUUAGUACUUGUAGUAACGCAGCACGAUGCGAACUGCUGUGACCUCACGAGGUGAAUGACCCACCAAUACUAUACAACCGUGUUACAAUUACGCACGUGUUAUGCUCGUCUCAUACAUACAUACCUACCUAUACAAGGCUAUGUCGGUGCAUUCAAUAAUGUAUGUAUAUACAUAUUUGUAAUUCAUAUUUUUCAAUCAAUUUGUCUCGCUAUUCAAAAAGAAUCAAUACAGGUUUUAUUCAUGAUAUCAGACGUGUUAUGGAUACGCCAGUGUAUUCUGUAUUGCACGUCCAUGGUGUUGCACGUCUUGUCUGUAGCGAUGGUAAUUACAAGCCAUAUAAAAUACCUAUAAUAUUAUUUAUUUACUUUUUUAAUUGUUUUAUAACGUUUUAUUAUUAUUAUUUAUUCAUUCUUUCAUGCACCACUUAACGAAUAAUACACACACACAUAUGUAUAUAUAAUACAUUUAUGAAAUAUAUACAUCAUCAUCAUCAUCAUCAUAUUAAUACCUUUAACUAUCCACUGCUGAAGAUAAACCUCUCGCUUGGGGGGUUUUGCCAAUAGUUGCAACGCUUGGCAGGCGGUUUGACAACUAUAUUUAGGCUUUUAACAUGUUUUAAGAGGACCGUUGCUGUAUAUCUCUCGUCCCCCCUUAGUUGGCUCUAACGACACGCAGGGGAAAGGUAGAAGUGGCCUAUUCUAUUCAGGGACCACACAGCAUAAUGAAGUAUAAUAAUGUCCAGCAAUUAUCAUUAUUAUCCUGUUGGAAAUUACUAGUAUGUUAUUUCGCUAAGGAUCAAAAAAAGCAAUGAAACAUAUUACGUGCAUACUAAAGAAAUGAAUAUUUUUUCAUUCAAUAAAAUAAAGUAAAUCCAUCAUCCCUCUCACAAAUUGUUACGACAACCUAGUACGUUCUUCAAGAUUUAUCUCACCAUAGUUAGAAUUUGUGUAGAUGACGUACACUUAACUCGCAAAUAAAAUGUUUCUCAUCUGCAUAGGAAAUUAAUAUAUAAGUUAAAUUAUUAUUAAAUACAAUAAAACAAAGUCGCUUAUUCGCUUAUUUUAAACUAAAUUUAAUUUUGUUUUAACUGUCAUUUAUAUAUUUUCUUCCAAAAAGUUUAUAAUCGCUAAUUUGAAUAAUGGAGUAAGCUUAUCUAACGCCUGUGUUCUCCCGCGGAUGCUGAGAAAUUUCUGAUAUGCUAUCUCUGACAGAUGUAUUAUAUAUCCAAUGCCUGAUUUAGAUUAUACUUCUAGAGAUGUUUACAAAAGAAAAUUAUUAAUGUUUUGAUAGCAAAAAGAACAUUUGGCUUAUCACUGACAGCUGAUGCAUUACGUGACAAGAUUAUAUGGUUUCGGUUUUUACCCUCUUUGCAGCAAGUUUGACACUCGUACGAGACUUGUCAUCAUUGUAAUAAGCCAUUAAUGUCCCACGGUUGGGCUUUUUAAUGGACGAUGUGAUAGAAUGAUAAUUCCCUCUGCAGGAUGAUAGUUUAGGACGAAAGUAAGUCAGUUAGCCCGUCAUGACGAUUGCAUCUAGAGUUAAUCACGAUGUUAGAGGUGGACCUAACUUAAUUUACCCCCUAACAGGGUAUAUUGGAGGCAAAGGGAUUAUUAGUAAUAGGGUCUGAUCUCCCUAUAACUAGUAAUACACCGUAUCAGGUCGACCUCCACGCGGUUCCCCCUGGAAACUAUAGUGAUUAAUUCUAGUGGAAUUCGUCACGAUUGGCCAAAAGACCUGCUAUUUCAUCCUCACCUGUCAUCCCUCACUGGUGCCCCGCCAGCGUAUGCUGAUAGCGCAUUACCAUUCCAUUAUCAUAUAUAAAAAAACAGGGUAUAUUAGUAAUGGAGCUAGCGGCCUCAUUGCUGGUAAUAUACACUAAUAAGUCGACCUCAAUGUGGUUCCCCUUGGAAACAAUCUUGUUUAAUUCAUUAUGAAUUCCUCACUAUAGGCCAACUGAUCUGUUUUAAUCUUCACUUAUCUUACUGUCGCCCCGCCUGCGAAUACCAAUAGUGCAGGCUGGGUUACCAUUUUACUUUCAUUCAAUUUAAAAAAAUCUCCGUUACUGA